Carassius gibelio (silver crucian carp) is the source of this 2942-nucleotide messenger RNA. RefSeq names its product inositol-trisphosphate 3-kinase B-like. Gene Ontology annotation, molecular function: inositol-1,4,5-trisphosphate 3-kinase activity; inositol tetrakisphosphate kinase activity. Gene Ontology annotation, cellular component: cytoplasm; nucleus. The record is from RefSeq and is a predicted model, not a curated record. Gene Ontology annotation, biological process: inositol phosphate biosynthetic process. NCBI's taxonomy places the organism in Eukaryota, Metazoa, Chordata, Actinopteri, Cypriniformes, Cyprinidae. The coding region runs from base 72 to 1913 and encodes 613 amino acids. The transcript is spliced from 7 exons.
CCACAUGAUGUGCCUUUUUAAAUAACAAUACUUUAUUAUUAAGAUAUUGAAGAUUGUUUUAUGUUGUUAAGAUGUCAUAUGUCUAUUCUUCUGUUUUUUUUUUUUUUUUUAGGUAUGAUUUAUCAAAUAACGAUUUUGUUUAUCCCCUCGGAUUCUCUUCUUCUAGAGCUCAAAAUAACCAAACAGGAGUUUCAUCCAUUUUUGAUGAGAAUUUUCCUCCAAGCGGCUUCAUGAAAGACUUGGAUUCAUCUCCAGAAAGAAUGGACACAUUGUCAGGGAAGAAGAGCAAUGGAAGUGAUGGAGAGAGCAUGAGAGAUGCCAUAGAAGAAAGCAUUUUUGAUUUCUCGCCGUCUUCGAUCACUCAAAGUAAUCAUAUCAAGAAAACAGGCUUCAGAGCCAGACCUAAACUGGCUUCUGCUCAAGCCGUCCUUUCAUCCAAGCUAGAAGAUCCAACAGAAAUGCAGACAAAUGCAUGUGAGGAACCAGAGGAUAGGAAACCAGAACCUCUGAAACGUGUUUGCAUGGAUCCCCUACCAAUAGCUGCUGGAGAAACAACCAAGGACGAAGAUGUGGAAGAGCAGAAAGUGAAAGAGGGGGUGAUGGCAGGUGAAAAUCUUGUAGAAGAGGGUUCAAAAGUGGCAUUGAAUGCAGCAACAAGGAAAAGCCUGUGGAGAAGAAAGAUCGAACCGAGGGAAAGGCUGGGAGCAAGUGUGGAGAGUAUCGAUGAGAGUAAAGAGGGAGAUUUCAGCAACAAACGACUGCACAGGAAGAAGAGUUGGGGCUCAAGACAGAGAAACACACAAAUGCUUGGGUCAUUACAGGAUGGAGAACAGUAUAUGGGGGGAAGUGUGGAGAAAGAUGGUGAGGAAGAAUUAGUUCCACACCCUGUUCUCUCUCGGGUUCUCUUUCACUCUUCAGCUUCAUCCUCCUCUUCCUUCAACAACUCUUCAGCAGAGAGUGAUGAGGUUUUCAGUGAAAAUGAGGACACUGCCACCCGGAGGCAGAACAUGAAGAAGUGUCGAUCUUGGAGAACGUUCUUGACCAUGAUGCAGUGGUCUAAACGUCCACAAACCUCAUGGAUCCAGCUAGCGGGUCACCAAGGUAACGUGAGGCUGAGUGAGGGUGGCGAGGUGCUGAAGAGGUUUUGUGAGGUUGAGGCCGUCUGUCUGCAGGUCCUCAUGUCUGACGCGCUCUGUCAGUUUGUGCCUCAUUAUUUCGGGCACAUCAGUCAGGACGGGGAACAAUACAUCCGUCUAGAGGAUCUGCUUAGCGGGCUCAAAAAUCCUGUCAUCAUGGACUGCAAAAUGGGUGUGCGGACAUACCAAGAGGAGGAGAUAAGUAAGGCCAGGAGCAAUGCCAUUGUGCGCUCUGAUAUGUAUCAAAAGAUGGUGAAAGUAGAUCCGGCAGCUCCCACUGUAGAAGAACAUGCACAAAGAGGUGUAACCAAGCUGCGUUACCUGCAGUGGAGGGAUGACAGCAGUUCCACCUCGUCACUGGGCUUCCGCAUAGAAGGCAUUGUGAUGGGAAAUGGUAAAGUAUUACGAGACUUUUACAAGACACGCACAGAAGCUCAAGUGACAGAAACACUGUUAACCUUUACCAGGAGCCAGGUCCACAUUCUAGAGGCCUACGAAUCCAGGUUACAGGCACUGAACAAAGCACUCAAGGAGUCAAACUUUUUCAACAGACAUGAGAUCAUAGGCAGCUCUUUACUUUUCGUCCAUGACUGCAGUAGCAAAGCAAAUAUAUGGAUGAUAGAUUUUGGAAAGACCAUCCCAACCCCAAAGGAUGUCCAGCUGAGGCAUGAUGUUCCAUGGGUGGAGGGAAACAGGGAAGAUGGGUACCUCAUCGGACUGACCUCACUUAUCACUCUGUUGGGGAAAGCCAUCAAGCAAGCAGGGGAGCAAAGCUGAGAGUGACCUCAUAUAUACUCACUUAUACAGAUCAUUUCAUGUUGGAUCUAUCGAUAGCAGGGAUGUAACGAUUAACCGCGAGCCAGUCGAAAAUUGGUUGAGAUGCCAGACAAAUCUCGAUACAAUUGGAGUAGGAGUUUAUAUGAAUGUAUUUCUAAAGAGGAACUGACUACCGUAUUUUUCAGACCAUAAGUCGCACCUAAGUAUAAAAAUACGUCAUGACGAGGAAAAAAAAACAUAUAUAAGUCGCAUUGGACUAUAAGUCGCAUAUAAGUCGCAUAAAAAAAAAAGAAAAAACAUUACGGUCUACUGCCGCCAGAGGGCAUUCUAUGCUGCCUGAGAUGCAUCUCAGGCAGCAUAGAGCGCCCUCUCGCGGCUGUAGAUGGUAAUGUUUUCACUUGGUUCAUUUCUCUUGGUUCAUGUCAAAUAAAUAAAAAAAUUAUAAAUAAGUCGCACAUGACUAAAAGUCGCACAACCAGCCAAACUAUGAAAAACGUGCGACUUAAAGUCCGGAAAAUACGGUAUAUUUAGAAAAGUUUACGUGGUAUUUUCUUUUCAACUUGUCUCUGAACAAUGCAUAUUAAAGUAGCAUUCGUAAGCCUUCAUAUCUUAUUUGGGUAACUUUUUUGAUUUGGGGUUUGUUUUAACAUUUUUAUUUAGUUUUGUUAUAUUUCGAUUUCACAAAGAAACAUGCGGUAAUAGCCUGAUAAAAUGACACCUUUUCAUUAACUGUAUAAUGUCUUCAAUCUCAUUUUGUAAAAAAAAAAAAUCAUAAGAAAAUCGAAUCGUAAAAUCAAAAUCAUGAAUCGAAUCACAUCGAAUCGUGAGUUGAGUGAAUCGUUACAUGUCUAAUCAAUAGACUACCGUACUGUCUUUUGGGCAUUAUAUAUCUUUACAGGUUUAUAAAGCUUUACAGUUAACAGUAUUAAUAAAGCACUUGCAUUGCUAAGGUUUUUGCAUAUUCUUGUGGAAUUUGUUACUGUUUUUUACAAGUUAAAGUUUAUCUAUUAAAUGUUUAAUAUGCUGAAA